AACUUGAUUUAUUGGGAAAUCAAAGAAAAAAAAAUUGAAGUUGGGCAGGCAAACGAAAUGAGACAAGUUGAAACCCUGAGAGAGUCACACGUAAACAUGCACGCGCCAUCACCCCAACCUCUCUCUGUUCUCUUCAUCAACCCUCACUCAUACAUUACCAUUAGCAACGGACAGAAGAGAGCAACAAUGAACAACCCUAGUUCUCCCUCUCCCUGCGCGGCCUUCGCGGACUUCUACGAGCAAUGGUUCGAGGAGCUUCAGUCCCUGAUGCAGCAACUCAGGGGUGAGGGCAGAAAAGAGGAGGUGAUGGAGAAGGUGAUGUGGCACCACCAGAACUACUACGUGGCCAAGUCGGCGGCCGCGGAGAAGGACCCACUCAACGUGUUCCUAUCUCCCUGGGCCACCACGCUGGAGCGCUCCCUCCACUGGAUCACAGGGUGGCGCCCCACCACCGCGUUUCACCUCAUCUACACCGAGUCCUCGCUCAUGUUUGAGUCCCACAUCAUCGAUAUUCUCCAGGGACUCCGCACCGGCGACCUCGGCGAUUUGUCACCCUCCCAGUUCCGCCGCGUCAGCGACAUCCAAUGCGACACUGUGAAGGAGGAGAAUGCAAUAACGGAGGAGCUAUCAGAGUGGCAGGACAGUGUGAGCGAGAUGAUGGGCCCAGGUGCGAACAUCAACGACAAGAUCGGACGGCUGGUAUGCAUCAUAAAGAAAGCAGAUGAUCUACGGCUGAGAACCUUGCGGAGUGUGGUGGGGCUACUGUCGCCGCAGCAGGCUAUUGAGUUCUUGAUUGCAUCGGCGGAGUUGCUAGUUGGGAUACGCGGUUGGGGAUUGAAUCAUGACCGUCCACGUGGCAGAUGAAAGUGGAAUUGAGUUUAGGCCACAAUUUCUCUAUUUUGAUUGAAAUUCAUUGUGGCCUUAAAAUGAUUGUGUAUUAUUUAUUACUAGUUACUAGAACUAGAACAGUCCUUGCUGAACAAAUAUUUCUUUUUGCUGAUUAAAAACAACAGUCCUUCGCUAUUAGGCUGCAGCCUAAUCCAAAACUUUUCUUAAUUUAAAUUUUAAAGUUUUUUUUUAUGUUAUAAUAUCACAUGCAUUAUUAAAAACCAAUAAUAAUUAUUGACUGUUUGAGUUU
Messenger RNA from Glycine soja, 1138 nucleotides. RefSeq names its product protein DOG1-like 4. Lineage: Eukaryota; Viridiplantae; Streptophyta; Magnoliopsida; Fabales; Fabaceae. The record is from RefSeq and is a predicted model, not a curated record. The transcript is spliced from 2 exons. Gene Ontology annotation, biological process: DNA-templated transcription. Gene Ontology annotation, molecular function: sequence-specific DNA binding. The coding region runs from base 58 to 864 and encodes 268 amino acids.